This is a messenger RNA of Orcinus orca (killer whale), 7492 nucleotides long. RefSeq names its product zinc finger and SCAN domain containing 23 (gene ZSCAN23). The record is from RefSeq and is a predicted model, not a curated record. Gene Ontology annotation, biological process: regulation of transcription by RNA polymerase II. The coding region runs from base 208 to 1377 and encodes 389 amino acids. Gene Ontology annotation, molecular function: RNA polymerase II cis-regulatory region sequence-specific DNA binding; DNA-binding transcription factor activity, RNA polymerase II-specific. Lineage: Eukaryota; Metazoa; Chordata; Mammalia; Artiodactyla; Delphinidae. The transcript is spliced from 4 exons.
ACUAGAAGGAACGCGGCCUGAACCGCUGUUCCCCCGAAGAGAGGCGGUGUGACGCACUUCCGGCCUUUGUAGUCUAUCAUUAUCCGGGCUGCGGUUGUCAAGGAUUCAGAGGUGGUGCCACGGCUACCCGAUUUUGGGAUUUCCAGAAGAAAAGAUCAAGGGGGAAUUAUCAAGAAUAGAUUCAUUUUCUGAAUAGUUAAACCUCAAAUGACCACAGCCUUGGCCCUUCAGACUCCAGAGAUGCAGGAGGGACUUAUAGCAGUGAAGGUAAAAGAGGAAGAGGGAGACCAUGCCUAUGGGCAAGAAUCUGGCCUGUCAAGAGAUAACCCUCACACCAGAGAGAUCUUUCGUAGACGCUUCAGGCAAUUCUGCUACCAGGAGACACCUGGGCCCCGAGAGGCUCUUCGAAGACUCCGGGAACUUUGCCAUCAGUGGCUGAGACCAGAGAUGCACACCAAGGAGCAGAUCCUGGAGCUGCUGGUGCUGGAGCAGUUCCUGACCAUCCUGCCCGAGGAGCUCCAGGCCUGGCUGAGAGAGCACCGCCCAGUGAGUGGAGAGGAGGCAGUAACUGUGCUGGAGGAUUUGGAGAGAGAGCUGGAUGAACCAGGAGAGCAGGUCCCAGUCCAUGAUCAUGAACAGGAAGAGCUUGUGAAGGAGAAAGGAACUCUAGGAGCAGCCCAGGAGUCGUCUGGUGGCCAGCUCCAAACCUUGGAAGAGCAGCCUCAGUGGAACUUGCGAGGCAUGUGCCCGGUUCAGGAGAUUGAUGAUGAGGCUGGGACUUGGAAUGUGGAGUUAGCCCCAGAGAGGGAUCUGUCUAAAGAAACGAAAUCUCGUGUGGAAGUACCUGAAAAAUUGAAUGGUAAUAUUAUUCCAGUGCCUGAGUGUGGAGAGACCUGUGACCAUGAAGGCAGAUGGGAAAGGCAACGGGUAAGCUCUUCAGUGGAGAGACCCUAUAUCUGUGGUGAAUGUGGGAAAAGCUUCACCCAGAAUUCCAUCCUCAUCGAGCACCAGAGAACGCACACGGGCGAGAAGCCCUAUGAGUGUGAUGAAUGUGGGCGGGCCUUCAGCCAGCGGUCAGGCCUCUUCCAGCACCAGAGACUCCACACUGGGGAGAAGCGCUACCAGUGCAGCGUUUGUGGUAAAGCCUUCAGCCAGAACGCUGGGCUUUUCCAUCACCUCAGGAUCCACACGGGGGAGAAACCUUACCAGUGCAGUCAGUGCAGUAAGAGCUUUAGUCGACGUUCUGUCCUCAUUAAGCAUCAGAGAAUUCACACUGGAGAAAGACCUUAUGAAUGUGAGGAAUGUGGCAAGAACUUCAGUUACCACUGCAACCUUGUCCAGCAUCGGAAAGUCCACCCUGUGGCUGAAUCCAGCUAGCUCCUUGGAACAGGUAGGGCAAAAUUUCAUGAUGUCAGACCACUAGGCAUGGUAGCAAGGGUCCUGGUUCUUACUUUGUCUCUGAGAGAACAAUAAGAGAUUAAUCCUCUAGUAUAGGAAGCUCCAAGGAAGACCAGUGAAAACGUUCUUAUUUUUAUGCUGAGAGAUGCAUAAUAUCUUAAAUAUAUCUGUCGGAAUCUCUUUGGUCAGUGACAUCCAUACUUUGCAAUACUGAAUAUUGUGUUGACUUCAUCAACAUAGUCUCACACACAUCUGUCCCAAAAGUCUUCUACAUGUACUUCAGGAAAACUCCUUCAUCCUAGUUUUUAAAAACUUUAAAAAAAAAGUCUUAAAAAUUAUAUGCAGCCUGAAUACAAAAUGUCAAAGGUAGCACUGAGUAUUUAAAAAUUAAUUUAAAAAUAAUUGCAGUAAAAUCUGUAAUGUAAACUAUUAGAUUAGUUUCCAUUCACAUAAGAUAGGAUAAUUUGCUUUUAACCUACAAAAGGGGGCAGAUGAAUCCUCCCAUAAAUAUACAGAAGGCUUCUCCCUGUAGAGGUUUAGUAAUUCAGCCUUCAGUUUAGGAACCAAGGUAUUGAAGCAACCAUAUAUUAUUAGUAGCUCAAUGGCUAGUCAUAACAAAUAUUGCUCAUGAUUUUAAAUUUUGCAAAGACCAAGACACUUAGCUAAAAAUCUGAUAUCUCACUUCAGAUAUUUAUUGUGAAAAUAUAGGCCUCAUUGUAUUUUUCCUGUGACUUAUGAGCAUUUUGGGGUUUUUCUUUAUUUAAACUUUUGUUAUAGAAAAUUUCAAACAUAUACAAAAGUAGACAGAAAAGUAUGAUCAGUCUUGCAUGUUGAUUGCUUUUUAUAACCUCCAUGCCUCUCAGCACUACCUAUUGAUUAUUAUCAAGGUCAUACAUAAAAAGAUUUCUUUCCCUUAACACUGACUGAGUGUUAAAAAACUUUAUACUAAGGCCAGGAGACCAAAAAAAUGAAAAAUCUAUGGUGAUAACAGUCUGGAUUGGAAUACCAAAUACACACACAGGUAACUUAAGAGUAAUAGAAACGCUCUAAGGGACCUCAGAGAUCACUUCUGCAUGCCCUUAUUUGACAGAUAUGGAAACAGAAGCUCUAGGAAGUGACUGUGUAAGAUCAUACAGCUAGUUAAUGGAGCUGGAACUAAAACCCUCUCUCCUAAUUCCUAGUGCAAUGCUCUUUCUACUAAGCCACUGGAAGCACUGUGUUGCCAUAUAGAAUUUAGAGCACUUAUAAGGCACUGAGGUUUUGCUUUUUAGCUCAACAAACCCUCCCAUCUAUAUGUUUCAAUAAAUGUACAGCCUAUUUAAUUUACAGUGGAGUUCCAGGAAAGAUUCCUUCCACUUAUCUCUCAUUUGAGGCAUUUUAUUUUUUUUUGUAGUGAGUGAUUAUUUUUAACUUUAAAUUUUAAUUUACUUAGAAGGAGUUUUUUAAAAAAAUUCUUUCUUGACCUGGUUCUAAUAUCGAAACAACACUGAAAAAAGGUCGCUAUCUUUCCCUUAUAGGUAGUCAUUUACUAGUUUCUUAUGUAUCUUUCAGUGUUUCUUUAUAUAAGUACAAGAAAAUAUGAAUAUAUAAUCUUAUUCCCUUGUUACACAGAACGAUGGCAUACUAUUUAUAUUCUUCUACACCUUAUUUUCAUGAAACAAUAUAAUCUUUAGAGAUUUCUGCAUUAUAACAGAGGGCUUCCUUAUUCUAUUUACAAGUUGACAAUAUCUCAUUUGUUGGUGCUCCAUAGUUCAACAUACUCCUACAGAUGAAAAAUCACUACUUCAAAAUGUUAUAUAUUGUUUCAUUCUUCUCCCCAGUUUAGUCCAAGUCAAACACUUUCUAUUUAAAAGCUAACAACAUCCACAUGAGCUAGGAAACAAGGUUUGGAUGACUAGAAUUACACAUAAUGCUUCUGUGGAGAAUGGAGAAGUGAUAGGUGGUAUUUUUCAGUUUCAUGUAUUUUGUUCUGUUUUAUAUUCUUAGACCUAACAUUUGAAACUAUUUGUGUCACUACUUGUGACUAAUUUUAGGUAUUAUCAACAAUCAUAGAAGAAAAAAAGUCUUAAAUGUCCUCAAGAGUAUAUUUUAUUGUCUUGAGGUUUAAAUUAUAUCCAAGAGAAAUACAUAGGGAUUUUAGGAUGAAGUUAAGGAAAAUAUAGUAGAUAUAAGUUUGAAAUAAAAUCAACUUCUCAAAAAAACUCAACUUCUCAAGUUAAAUAUAUAUUCCAUAUAGUGAUAUAGUACAUAUACUAUUACAAUCUGAGUUCAUAAGUAUUUUAAAUGUUUCUCCAAUAUGCUGAAGCAGUAUGUUUGGAUAAUUCAAUUAUAUCAGCUCUUAAAAGGUUUAAAAUAUGAGCAGAUUAGUAUUUUAGAGGAUGAAUUUCUAAUGGACUGAGUUUUUACACUUGCAGUUGAAGGUUGGAUAUUUGGUUUGUUCUGUGCCUGUUUUUUGUUUUGUUUACAGCUUCUCAAACAUUCUCAAUUUUCUCAACAACUGGUAAAAUGCCAAGAAACAAAAUACAUUAUAUAUGCUGUAGAGACAGAUGUACUGCUUAGAAUGCAAUGAUGGUUAACACAAUUAAAAUGACUGACAGUUCACCAAACUAACUUUCCUUGUUUUCUGAUACUAAUCGUACUAAUUCUCUCAUGCUAAUUCUUUUAUCUAGGAUGCACAUUCCUCAUUAUGUGAGAAAUAAUAUUUGUCUCAACCUAUAGACAGUGGCAUGUAGACUUUGACUUCUUCUGUGAUUAUUCCAGUCUUCCUGGCCAGAAGUCCUUAGUUGUCUCCCUUUUGCAUUUCUAAAUUUCCCUCACUUCUCCUCUCUUUUCCGCCCUGGCUCCUUUUAUUCAGCCUAUGAAGUCUCUAGUAUUGAUCUCAUUUCAGGUGUUCCCUGGACCAGUAUCCAUCCCUCCCUAUCCCUUUGAAAAGUUCAGUCUGAGAGAGCAGAUUUUGGUUUUAUGGUUGAGCAAGGUGUAAGAAAUAUUGAUUCAAAUCCAAUUAAAUAGCCUUACUGGUUCUUGAAGGAUAGUCCAGCACCCCUUUGAGCACUGUUAGGACAGUGGACACUGCAUCAAAAAAUGGCUAAGUAUCUUGCAACCAAAACCUGCCUAGAGCUGUAGAUAGAGCCCUGAAGAUUCUCUUUCACUAUAAUUUUGAGUUGAAGGUCAGGAUAACAGGAGAAUCAAGUCUCUGUCCAUAUUUUGUAUUUGGAAAUGACUCCUAUUUUCUAUAUCUGACAAUACUUUUCUUUUAAAAAACAUAGUUAUAAUUUAUAGUAGAAGAUUGUUUUAUAUUUUUCUAGUAAGACAAAAAUUAUCUCUGAGGAAAUUUUAAAAUAAAAAUAGGUCAAAAUUAUUGUAAAAUAUAAGUAUUUUCUGUGGAAGAAUUUUGAAAUAUAAAAUAUAUAUGAAUAUACAUGUGUCAUUGGUUAAAUGUUGAAUUAGUAAUUGAGAGAAACGUAGAUUCUUUGCAGAGGGAGGUGGAGGACAGAGGAAAGUGUUUUUGGCACAGGGAAUAGGGUGAGGCAAGACCCCCAUUUUAAGAUAUGCUCAAGAGCCAGGGGUUUUCCAGUUUGGGUCACGGAGUUCCUGCAAAGAAGUGCGGGAGUGGGAGAUUGUAGGUGAGGGCCAGAUUGAGAGAGCCUUGAACACUUUCCUAAUGCAUUGAGUCUUUGUUUGAUAAGCAGUAUAGAAUCAUCAAAAGUAUUUUGUGUGUGUGACGGGAGCUUUUUACUAUAGAAUCAGAGAAUAUUGAGCUUUAAAAAGAAAAUUUGGAGUUUCGCUCACUUCAUACCUACAUGAGAAAAGUGAAACCCAAGUGGUUAAGUACUUAUAGUGAUCUUUCUAGUUUUUAAUCACAUUGUUUUUUUAAAACAAAACUAUGAACAAAGAUCAUCGUGAAUUAUAUGUAGUUUCAUGGACACUUAGACUUGGAGCCCUGAGACACAUUUUAGGCAUCUGCAAAAAACAAAUGGGAUGGAAAGAGAAAAAGGAUGGACAAAAUGUGAGAACAUGAAAAGGAAUUAGACAGAAAGCAAAAUGAGACACCAAAACUCUGGCCAACAAUGGUGACCAAAGAGAAGGAAAAAUAAGAUAGAUGCAGAGACAGCAUUACCAAGAUAAGUGCUUCAUCUUCACAGUACUUAUUAGAAAUUCCUCCAUCUCAGUUGUUCCAAGUGUCUUAGGUACAGGAGUCUCAAGCAGUGAAAAUAGUCUCACUGCCUUCGCUCCUCACUCAUUUUAGUACUUUCCAUAAAAAGGAGAACAGGGAGAAGAGCACAGUCUAUAAAUUACUCUGUGAUGUUUUUAGGUCUCUCUGGACCCACAUCCAGAUUUCCAUGCCAGCUACCUUAGCUUUAUGAUGAAGCCACUGUUUCUUGGUGUAUACCUGCAUUAGAAUCACCUGGGCUGUUUGAAGUGCAGUUGCCUGGGCCCCACCCCAGACUGACUAAAUCAGUGGUUAGGUUACUCAGAGGGACCCGAUUAUGCAAAGAUUUAAAACAGUGGGGAGCAAGCCGACUUCUGCCCCUCUUGUUGGCGCUUCCCUUAGGUGGAUGUUCAUUAUUGCUUCUGACGCUGGAAGUUAACUGACAGUUGGUACCUUAAGAGACUGCAGGAGAGGGACCCUGAAGGCUGGGACGUCAGAGGACCGGGUCCUAAGGGAACCUAGGGUUGCGAGAAUCCGGUGAGAGUGGCCAGGUGUCCUCAGUGGAGUAGAAAGAUAUUAGCCCAGACUGAGUGGCUGCUGGACCCUAGAGGUUACAAGCCCUCGUCGAUUUUCCUGCCUGAGCCAUUAGGAGGAAGCCAAGCACGCGAAGGCGUGCCAGGUUGCCAGAUCAACCACUGAGAUAACAGGUCCUCCAAGUUUCCUAGAGAGGCGGCUGAGGAGCCAGCGGAGAUGCGGUCAAGCGUUGUGACUUACUUCCAGUUCCUGGUGUGAGCUGUAGCCCAAAUAUCCCGUUUCCGUUGAUGCUUCCCGACUCUGGUCAGGUAUAGGUGGGUAUCUGGCUCCUCCCCACGCAGGAUGCUCUGUACCUCUGCAAAGACCUUGGGGUUGGAGUUUGGGGUGUUGCCCCCUUUCUCCAGGACUGGCUUGGGUUCUUCUCCCUUGCCUUACAUAGAUCCCUCAGGAUCCGACUCCCUUUUCCAUGUCGGUGCUUCCGGACGUUUCAGAGAUGCAGAGAACUGAACACAAAUGCUGUACAGAGCCUGGUCUGUGCAGACUACUUGCUUCUCGAAGGAGACAUAGGUUCACCAGCGGGGAGCACCCUCCGGUGUCCAUCGGCUGACGGAUCCUUAAGGCUAAAAGAUGGUUUCUUAUACCUUACCUGAAUUUAUCUGAGUUUUUCAAUUUUCAUUAAAAUCCGUUAUAGUAAUGGUCAUGAUUACAUAUUUGUACCGUAGAAGCUUAGCUCUUUUAAAAAGUAUUUUACUAUAAUGUGAUCCUCGCAAUUUUGCAAAACAAAGCUAAGUGCCACGUGAAUUUCUGUGGCUAAGAAAACAUUAAAGAGUGUGGUAGGGGAAGGUAGCACCUCAUUACUGCCAGAUAGAGGUAGAAGUCCAGGUUCCCCACCUGAUUUACAUUGAGCUCCUCCUUACUGUUGGGUAGGGGUAGGAGUUCUGGAUUCCACAUGGUCACCACAGACACUGUGUGAGCGCAGACUUGUUAUUGCUGGGUGAUGGUGAAAGUCCUGACUCUCUACUGGCCCUUUUCUGGCAUUGCCUCAGUGUCACCCUCCCCUACUUCCCCCGCCACAGUAGUUUCAGAGAAAACCAGCUGAAACCUAAGGUUUAAUUAAGAUCCAGUCUCAUAACAAUACAAAAUGUCCACAUUUCAAUAAAAAAUCACUCAAAUACCAAAAACCAGGAAGAUCUCAAACUGAAUGAAAAAAGAAAAUUAAAAGAUGCCAACACCAAGCUGAGAUGUUAGAAUUAAUCUGACAAAGCAACCACGAUUAAAAAAAAAAGUUUCAAUGAGAAAUUGUGAACACAUGUAAAAAAAAUGAAAAUAUAGACAAUGAAAGUAUGGAAAGCCUCGGUCAGGAAAUAGAAAGUCCUAGCAAAUAAAUAGAAGAUAUAAAGAAAAACCAAA